This is a messenger RNA of Zasmidium cellare ATCC 36951, 492 nucleotides long. RefSeq lists its product as uncharacterized. The transcript has a single exon. The record is from RefSeq and is a predicted model, not a curated record. The coding region runs from base 1 to 492 and encodes 163 amino acids. NCBI's taxonomy places the organism in Eukaryota, Fungi, Ascomycota, Dothideomycetes, Mycosphaerellales, Mycosphaerellaceae.
AUGCCAUCUCUAUCAUCCCUCUUCAGCAACGGCCCAUCUGCCAAUAACCCGCCCUGCCUCUCAUUCCACGGCCCUGACAAGCAAGGCCACAUCAGAGCCAUCAACAGCAACAACCAAGAAGUCGCCCAUUUUAUCGCCAGCAAAACCUCGCUGACCCGCGCCCUUGGCUCAAACCACCAACAAAUCUGCACUUUCAACCGCUCCCACUUAGCCAGCUGCACCACCAUACACAUCCACGGCCAGCAAGUCAAAGUCAAACAAACCUGGGAAAGCAUGCAAUACGGCAAAGACGUUGAGACUCCCACGGGGAGGUUGACAUGGCGUGCGGGAAAUGGAGGGUACGAGGAGCUGAGGGACGGGAGCAAGACUUUGCUUGCGAGAGGGAAGUUGCCGGGGACUUUUGGCUCGAGGCCAGCGCUGUUGGAGGUUUUUGUGGAUGGCGAUGAGGUUCUGCUGGAUUUAAUCCUAGCGUCCUGGGUUUGCACGAUCUGA